UGUUGUCAAAACUUUAGUUUGGAAUGGUUUGGAAGCUAGCUGCUGCUGAACGCAUUUUUGUGUUUUUGCAGUGAAAAUGAAUCAAAAAGAUAUAUUCAAGCUCUGUAAAGAGCAAGGCUGUUGCGAUUCUUGCUGUUUACGGUUUAUAGGUAUUAAAAAUUAUAACUCCUAUGAAAAUGUAAAAACUUUCUGUGCCAAAUUUCACGAUAAACCCACAAACGACCAAAACAAGCAACCAGAUACCGAGCAAAAAUCUUCAUCUUCAGAUGCCACCGUCACAAGUCAUACUGACGACAAAUCUACACAAAGUGUCACAAAAAACGAAGCAUUAAAUCAGAAUGAUGUGGAGAUGGACGCUGAGGAUGAAUCGAAUAAAAAUGACGUUGAGAUGGUCACUGAAGCUGCUAAUGGCAAUGGAGAAGACGUAAAUAAUGGUACGGGGUCUCCUCAAGCGAAGAGACGCAAGCUCGCAGUGUGUGGGACGUGCCUAGGCUUGUUAGAAGAGGAUGGGUGGGCGGAAAGCAACGCAACGGUCAAAGAGGUGCUGGAUAAAAAACAGUCAGUUGAAUUACAAUACAGUACUUAUUUAAAUGGUUUUUAA
Ostrinia furnacalis (Asian corn borer) is the source of this 601-nucleotide messenger RNA. RefSeq lists its product as uncharacterized. The coding region runs from base 77 to 601 and encodes 174 amino acids. NCBI's taxonomy places the organism in Eukaryota, Metazoa, Arthropoda, Insecta, Lepidoptera, Crambidae. The record is from RefSeq and is a predicted model, not a curated record. The transcript has 3 exons.